Molecule: messenger RNA, 1757 nt
Organism: Varanus komodoensis (Komodo dragon)
Lineage: Eukaryota; Metazoa; Chordata; Lepidosauria; Squamata; Varanidae
Gene: TMEM26
Product: transmembrane protein 26
Exons: 7
Coding region: 93-1187 (364 amino acids)
Source: RefSeq, a predicted model, not a curated record
GCGUGCAGACGCGGAGCAUCCUGCGCCUCUCCGGCUGGCCGGCCGCUCGUCGGUCGCCGUCCCCGCCGGGGCAGGGAGGCGGACAGCGCAGGAUGGAGCCACUGGUGCUGCUGAACGCCCUGGCGACUCGGCUGCUCUUCUUCUUGCAUUCCGUGAUUGGGGUCUGGAGAGUGACGGAGGUGAAGAAGGAGCGCAAAUAUUGGCUGCUGGCGCUGCUUAAUCUCCCGCUUGGCUUGGAAACAGUGCUCACUCUCAAGUUUAAGGAAGGCAAAGGCUACAAAUGGUUUUCCCCGGCAAUAUUUAUCUAUCUGAUUAGCAUUGUACCCUCACUGUGGCUUCUGGAACUUCAUCCUCAGAAUCAGGCAUGCUCGUACGGAGAGUUUCUGGAGAGCUUCCUGGAACGUCUCUCAUAUAAUGCUACGUGGUCUCUUGGGCACUCAGGAACAGUUGCCCGAGUUCUCGUCAACACACUUUCCACAGUGUGUGACCCAGUCUGGACCCUCGGUCUCCACCAGACCUUUCUACUCCUCCUUAUCAUUGGGAGAUGGCUUCUUCCUAUUGGCGGUGAAAUCACUCGGGACCAAUUGUCUCAGCUACUUCUUAUGUUUGUGGGCACUGCAGCAGAUAUACUUGAAUUCACUAGUGAGACCCUGGAAAUAGAAAACCUAAGGGAAAGGCAUGCCCUCGUGUAUGCAAUUCUCGCAGUGUGGACAUGGAGCAUGCUGCAGUUUCCCUUGGAUCUUGCAGUGCAGCACGUUGGCUGUGGCCUCUCGGUCACAACCAAGAGGAUCUUCUGCUUGCUUCUCUGCAGACACAGCGCAGACCUGUGGAACAUCGGCAUCAGCUUGUUCAUCCAGGAUGGCCCUUUCCUUAUUGUGCGCUUGAUACUGAUGGGCCAUUUUAAAGUCAUUAACCAGAUGCUGGUGUUUUUCACCGCUAAGAAUAUCUUAAUCGUGAUGUUGCAACUGUACCGUUUAGUGGUGUUAUCGCUAGACUUCCGUGCCUCCCUGCGGUAUCAGUCAAACAGCCGGAAAGGAGGAGUCGGAUGUUGUCCAUGUGAGCCAAAUAGUAUCAGUCUUCCACCCAACGACGGCAAUCCUGAUGAGAAGGAGCGAGCGACCGGUCCUCCGGAGGAUUCCACAGCAGUCGCAGUUGAACGCUUGCGAACUAAGAUCUUUUAUUCAUGAUACUUGUUUUCUCUCUGGGCCACUUUUGAAGGAACUGGCAUUAUCAAAUGCAGUUCUGACAUGCUUCCUGCCAUUACAAGAUGGAUGUUUGAUUCUAACCACCGGAAGGAGAUGUUGGAGUAGCAUACUGGCUUGAAUGGAAACAUUUCAGCCUAUUGAUUUAGGGAGCUGACACUAGAUCUGUACCUUGUUUAUCCAAUGGGGUUAGUAGAAGUAGCAUAUUUUUUAAAUGUGAUGCAUGAGUGGACUUGCUGGGGCAUUGUACUAGUGAAAUGUUCCCCUGAAAUUCAGGCUUUUGUCUGCUCUGCAACAGGUUGGAGGAACCUUUGACCUCUCCAGAGAAUCUUUGCAACUGUGACAAUGGUGUGGAACUGCAGAUGCUUGAAAAUAAUGGAUUCUUUCUGCCCAUCUGAUAUGGAAAUAGUAUACAUUCAGUGAAUGCAAGGACAACUCAAUUUACAGAUUGAAAAUACUGUUUGCAUCAUGAAGGAAUUUCAAAAGUACUGCAAUGCUUUCAGACACAAUUAAAAUACACAUUUUCCCCCUGCCCCCAAGUAUUGCUUCAUAAUG